Scheffersomyces amazonensis is the source of this 4386-nucleotide messenger RNA. It is a transcript of the gene CRP1, whose product is annotated as Crp1p. Gene Ontology annotation, molecular function: ATP hydrolysis activity; copper ion binding; P-type divalent copper transporter activity. Lineage: Eukaryota; Fungi; Ascomycota; Pichiomycetes; Serinales; Debaryomycetaceae. The record is from RefSeq and is a predicted model, not a curated record. The transcript has 2 exons. Gene Ontology annotation, biological process: copper ion homeostasis; monoatomic cation transport; lipid storage. The coding region runs from base 1 to 4386 and encodes 1461 amino acids. Gene Ontology annotation, cellular component: endoplasmic reticulum membrane.
AUGGUAGGAAGUUUGGAUGUAUUACAACUACGAUAUAUAAUUGCUGCGAGUUAUCCAGCAGUAUUUAUUGCAACUAUUCCCCUGUAUUAUUUCUUAAAACAAUAUGGAUCUAUAAUAGGGGCUAAUCCCCUUGUAUCAUUCUUUGAAGACUAUAUAGUUAAACUGUAUGGAUAUAUAUGGUUCACCUUAAUUUAUUUUAGCUUUUUAUUUUUAUAUAUACAAUCAGAUUAUAAAGUUCCUAUUAGUAAGAUAAUUCAAUUUCUUAGAAGUUAUGGACUCAAUUCACUUUUCUUCUUUCUUACUCAAGUAUGGUUUUUCGGAUCUCUGAUCUUUGAAAGAAUUAAUAUUGCAACAGGAGGUCAUUGUAUUAAUGAUUUAAUUAAAUCUGAAUCUUAUUGUAAACUGAAUGGGUAUCAAUGGAUUAAUGGAUUUGAUUCUUCUGGUCAUUUCUACUUUUUAAUAUCUAUAAGUCUUUUAGUAUGGGGAGAAUUAAUAAAUCAUUUAGGUAUUCAAUCAAGAUCAAAGAUUCCUAAUGAUGAUAUUGAACAAGCUGGAGAUUAUGAAUUAUCUAGAGGAACUACCAUCAAUAAUCAAUAUUUUAGACUUUACAAGACCAUUGUAUUGUCUGUAGCAUUUAUAUUUAUAUCUAUAUGGUAUUUCAUGUAUUUAAUUACUUGUAUAUUCUUUCAUACUAUACCAGAAAAGUUUGCAGGAUUACUCAAAGUAUUUUCCAAUUAUUUAAAGAUAUCCGAGAGUGGGAAUGAAAUACCAUCUACUAAUAAAUUACAAGAACUCGAAGCAGAUCAUAGUUAUAUAUCAUUAAAUGGGAAUGAUGUGAAUAUUUAUUAUAAACUGAGAGAUUCAUUAUCACAAUCUGUAUUACAAAGUCUUUUAAAACGAUUAAUUAAACUGAUUACAAUUGCUGGAUUUAAAAUAUUAUCAUGGGAACUUUUUACCAAUGAUGAGUUGGUAGGAAAUUCAAAUUCUCAUGAUUAUAAAUCGGUUGCGGAAAUUGAAGAAGAUGUAGGAAUUUUUGAUGUAUUCAAUUUAUAUUCCAAGUUUAUUUCUUCGCGAGCUAAGAGAAAUCAUAUAAAGAAUUGUAAAGCAUGUCAACAUGAAAGAUCUCAAAAGGAAACGGAAAAGGAAAAGGAAAAGGAAAAGAAAAUCGCUGAUGAUAGUGAUUCUUCAACUAUAGAAACUAUAGUUGGUCAACCUGAUAAAGAAUUCCGAGCUGUAUUUGCAAUUAUUGGUAUGACUUGUGCUUCUUGUGUUCAAACUGUCUCAGAAUCAUUAUCAAAAUUAUUAGAUAAUGGACAAGAUAUUAAUCUUAAAAAAGGUGGUGGUGAUGAGGCUAAUUUUUCAGUUAAUUUAAUUAAUAAAACUGCUGUGGUAAUAAUGCCCAAUAAACAAAUUAUUAAUAAGAUUGUGGAUGCAAUAAAUGAUCUUGGAUUUGAAUGUAAAUUAUUAGAGGUUUUACCCGUUCAAAGAACUAUAAAUACUAAAGUUACAGCUAUGAUAUCUGGUAUGACAUGUGUUGCAUGUGCAAAUUCCAUUCAAUCAGCAGUAAAUGAAUUACCAUUUGUUCUUGAAAGUGGAAUUAAUGUAGUUACUAAAUCUGGUCAAUUUGUUUUAGAAAAUGAAGAUGAUAAGAAUUUAAUAAAAUUAAAGGAAACUAUUGAAGAUUGUGGAUUUGAUUAUGAAUUAAUUAAUAGUGAAAAGAUUAACUUUACAUCAUCCAAGAAAAAAUCAAGAACUAUUAAUAUUAGUGUUGAAGGAAUGCAUUGUGAUCAUUGUCCAAAUUUAAUUAAUAAUUAUUUAUCAAGUUAUGGUGAAGCUAUUGUAAUUAAUGAUGAAAUAAGUUUAAGUCAUCCAUAUAUUAAAUUUACUUAUAUUCCUGGUAUAAAUUUAACUAUUAGAAAACUUCUAUUUGAUUUAAAUCAUAUUGAACCACUUGAUUCAGAUGAAGAUGCUUAUAAAAUUAAUGUAGAUAAAAAGGGAUUAUUUAAUUGUGAAUUAGUUGAACCUCUAUCAAUUGAUGAACAUGUUAAGAGACUUCAUAAAAAGGAAUUAUUAAGAUUGGCUUAUCGUUUAAUCUUAACAUUUAUAUUUGCAAUUCCAACUUUUAUAUUUGGUAUUGUUGCCAUGUCUUUAUUACCAUCUUCCAAUGGAUUUAGAAAAUGGGUAGAAGAACCUAUUUGGUCAGGUAAUGUUUCAAGAGUUGUAUGGAUACUAUUCUUUUUAAGUACUCCUGUAUAUUUCUUUGCAGCUGAUGUUUUCCAUCGUAAGGCAAUUAAAGAAGUUACAUCAUUAUGGUUACAUAAGAAUUCAUUUAAAUCAAGAAUCUUUAAAUUUGGUUCCAUGAAUUUAUUAAUGUCUUUAGGAACUUCAAUUGCUUAUUUUGCCAGUAUAGCAUUAUUAAUUUUAAGUUCUCAACAAUCAGUUCAUACUCAUAUGGGACUUCAUACUACAUACUUUGAUUCGGUUGUAUUUUUAUCAUUCUUCUUAUUAAUUGGUAGAUUACUUGAAAGUUAUUCAAAGGGUAAAACAGCCAAUGCUAUUGCAUCUUUAAGUGCUUUAAAAGUUCAAGAAGCUACUGUAGUUGAUUUAGAGAAUCUGAAUUAUAUUAAUGAUACUGUUGUUAAUGUCAAAUAUUUAGAAUUUGGUGAUACAAUUAAAAUUGCAUCUGGAGAAUCUCCUGCUGUAGAUUGUGUUAUUGAAGAAGGGAUUUCUGAAUUUGAUGAAUCAGCAUUAACUGGUGAAUCAAUUCCAGUAAAGCAUGGUCCAGGUCAUCAAAUCUUUUCUGGUACAGUUAAUAUAGGUAAUAAUGUUAUUAUUGCUAGAGUUAUAAGUAUUGAAGGAGAUUCACUUAUUGAUCAAAUUGUAAGUACAGUAAGAGAUGGUCAAUUAAGAAAAGCUCCUAUUGAAAGAACUGCAGAUGUAUUAACGGGAUAUUUUGUACCAGUAAUAACUUUAUUGGCAAUAAUUACUUGGAUUAUUUGGUUAGUGUUAGGAGAAACUGGUUCAUUACCAUCUAAUUAUUUAGAUAUUGAUAUUGGAGGUUGGGUUGUAUGGUCAUUAGAAUUUUCAAUUGCUGUAUUUGUUAUUGCAUGUCCUUGUGGAAUUGGUUUAGCAGCUCCAACUGCAUUAUUUGUAGGAUCAGGUUUAGCAGCAAAAUAUGGGAUUUUAGCUAAAGGUGGAGGAGUUGCCUUUCAAGAUGGUGCAUCAACAAAUGUAGUUUGUUUUGAUAAAACUGGAACUUUAACUAAAGGUGAAUUACAAAUUACUGAUUAUUCAUUUAAUAUUGAUGUGGAAUCAAAAUCUGAAAUCAUUAAAACUUUUGCCUUACAAAUUACAAGAGAUCUUGAAUUAGCAUCUAAACAUCCAUUAGCAAAAUCAGCUAAAUCAUUUGUAGAAAACUUUGGUAAUAAAAUGCAAACUUUUAAAGGAUCUCCAAAUAAAGUUCCUCAAGUUGAAACAGUUCCUGGAAAGGGAUUAAAGGGGAAUAUUAUUUAUGAAGAAGGUGAAGAAGAUAUUUGGAAUAAAUAUAAACCCAAGGCUGCAUUUUUAGGUAAUGAACAAUUAGUAAAAGAUCAUAAUAUUAAAAUUAGUGAGAAACAUCAAAAGUUAUUGGAACAAUGGAAAGAACAAUGUAAAUCACUUAUAUUAGUUGGAUUACAAUGUUUUGAAAUUUUUAAUGAUGAAGAAUUUCAUUUAGUAUUACUGCUUGCUGCUAGAGAUGAGAUUAGAGUUGAAACUAAGAAAGUUAUUGAAUAUUUAACCAAUAAAUUAAAUAUUGAAUGUUGGAUGAUUACUGGAGAUAAUCGAGUUACUGCUGAAGCUAUUGGUAAAGAGCUUGGUAUAAGUAAUACUAAUAUUGUUAGUGAAGUUUUACCUGAUGAAAAGCAAGCUCAUGUUAAAAGAAUUCGAAAAUUAAAGGGUGAUAAAGGUAUUGUGGCUAUGAUUGGUGAUGGUAUAAAUGAUUCACCUGCUUUAGCAACGGCUGAUGUUGGUAUUGCAUUAGCUAGUGGAGCUGAUUUGGCCGUAACUUCAAGUGAUUUUAUUUUAUUAAAUAAAUCAUUUCCUUUAAUUUCUUUAUUAACAUUAUUUGAUUUAUCAAGAGUAGUAUUUAAGAGAGUUAAAUUUAAUUUUGGAUGGAGUUUGGUAUAUAAUAUCAUUGGUAUACCAAUUGCUGCUGGAGUCAUUUAUCCUUAUAAUAAUACAAGAUUAAAUCCAGUAUGGGCUAGUGUAGCUAUGGCUGCUUCAUCAAUUAGUGUUGUAUCAAGUAGUUUAGCCUUAAAGUUUUAUCGCCCAAGGAUUAGUACGAAAGAUUUUGAUUCGAUAAUUAACAAGAGUCCUGAUGCAGUUUAUGAACCCAUUGAACAUUAA